CACAAACGAAGGUUGUUACGUAUUGAAAUUGGGCAAAGCUUGCGUAAGGACCGGAGAGCCUGGUGGUCGGAGCGUGCUAAUGAGCUGGAAGCAGCAGCUGGACCUGGUAACUACCGGAAGCUCUUCAAACUCAUCCGAGCCACUGGCAGCAAGAAGUCUGAUGUGAGUGUAGCAAUCUGCGGAGAUGAUGGGAUGCCAAUCACUAACAUCCAUCGACGUCUUGGACGAUGGGCAGAAUUUUUCGAAGGGCAGUUCAACUGGCCUGCUGCUCCAGCAACAUCGGUCAGACUGGCCUGCCCUCCAUGGCCGGUGACGACUGAUCCAACAAAUGAGGCGGAAGUCCGCAAGGAACUCCAACUCUUGAAGCGUUACAAAUCACCUGGCUUAUAUGACUUACCUCCGGCUCUUUUUAAAGAUGGUGGUGACUUUCUGACUAAGGAAGUGACGAAAUUGUUUACAAAAGUCUGGGAACUAGAGAGUGUACCAACGUCAUGGAAUGAGUCGAUAGUUGUCCCUAUCUUUAAAAAGGGUUCACGUCGUUCCUGUAACAACUAUCGGGGGAUAAGUCUACUUCCGAUUGCGUCCAAGCUAUUGGCUUCCGUCAUACUUCGUAGGUUGUUCAAAACCCGAGAAAGAUUGACUCGCGAGGAGUAAGCUGGUUUUCGUUCCGGCCAAGGAUGAAUUGAUCAUGUCUUCACCCUCCGACAAAUGUUAGAACACCGUCACACUUUUCAAAGGCCAACAACCGUAGUGUUUCUUGACAUCAGGGCUGCCUUCGAUUCGUUGGACAGGACUGUUCUCUGGGAUUGUCUAUUGAAGAAGGGUGUGCCUGAGAAGUUUAUUAACAUCCUAAAAGCCCUAUAUACAAACACCUCAGGCAGAGUGAGGGCAUACAACCACCUCUCUCCAUUGUUCUAUUCGAGCAGUGGGGUUAGGCAGGGUUGCCAAAUCUCACCAUUCCUCUUCAACUUUGCCAUCGACGACAUUCUGGAAACAGCUCUGAUGGAUGUAAGUAAUGGCGGUGUGGAUCUGUUGUCUGGAGAAAGACUUCUCGACCUUGAGUAUGCGGACGAUAUUGUCUUACUGUGCGAUAAUCCCCAAGACAUGCAAUUCGCGCUUAAUCAGUUGACAAUCAGUGCCCGUAGGUACGGUAUGUGCUUUGCACCUUCGAAGUGCAAAGUACUUCUACAAGACUGGCAGGAUUCUAAUCCUGUACUCACCCUGGAUGGUGAGCAGAUAGAAGUAGUCGAGAAGUUCGUGUAUCUGGGUAGCUGCAUAAGUGCUGAUGGGGGUGUGAGUGAUGAGAUCAAUGCACGUAUAGUGAAAGCCAGAGCGGCUUAUGCUAAUCUGGGCCAUCUUUGGCGCCUUCGUGAUGUUAGUCUGGCCGUAAAAGAUCGGAUUUACAACGCAUCGGUGAGAGCAGUUUUGCUCUAUGCUUGUGAAACCUGGCCACUCCAAGUUGAGAACGUUAGACGACUUUCUGUGUUCGAUCAUCGUUGUCUCCGAAGGAUUGCUGACAUCCAGUGGCAACACCAUGUUAGUAAUUCAGAGGUUCGGCAUCGUGUGUUCGGGCACAGAGACGAUAAUGCAAUUGGUGUCACCAUCUUGAAACACAGACUUCGGUGGCUUGGACAUGUUCUACGAAUGUCGUUCCAGAGAAUUCCAUGUCGUGCAUUAUUUGCCGACUCUGGGACUGGUUGGAAAAAGCGGAGGUGGUCAGUAUAUGACAUGGUGUCGUGGUAUGAAAGAAAGCUGCAAAGGGCUGGCUUUUGUCGGUCCUUCACGACUCCCUGGUUGGGGUCCGAGAGAUGAUGCGACACAGUGGCUAGAGACGUUAUCAGAUAUGGCUCAGAAUAGAAGCCAGUGGCGAUCCUGCUGUAACCUUCUUUUACUUUCUUCAUAAAACGUGAUUGUAUCUUCCUUAACUGAGAGAUUUCUUCUAAUUGUACCCUUCUGUUCCCCUACUAUUACUUUUAUUAUUACACUACCUAACACCAAUCUCUUCAUUAUUAUUAUUAUUAUUAUUAU
Messenger RNA from Schistosoma curassoni, 2028 nucleotides. The record is from the annotation of a GenBank genome assembly. Lineage: Eukaryota; Metazoa; Platyhelminthes; Trematoda; Strigeidida; Schistosomatidae.